This is a messenger RNA of Lotus japonicus, 1991 nucleotides long. Its product is annotated as glycosyl hydrolase 5 family protein-like. The record is from RefSeq and is a predicted model, not a curated record. The transcript has 3 exons. The coding region runs from base 317 to 1915 and encodes 532 amino acids. Lineage: Eukaryota; Viridiplantae; Streptophyta; Magnoliopsida; Fabales; Fabaceae. Gene Ontology annotation, molecular function: hydrolase activity, hydrolyzing O-glycosyl compounds.
AGGGGAUUCCAAAGGAAGGCAUUAAAUUAUCGUUGAAAGAGAGUUACAAUUGGUACUUAAUCAUUUACAACCAAUAUAUAAAGUAUGUCCUAACUAAUCCUAUGAACAAAUAUAACAUGACUUGAAGUGCCACAACGAAAUUUUGCAUAUAGCAAAUGAGACUAACAUUAGUUGUCGCAAAACAGCCCCCCUGCUAAAAUUGGACAAAUCCAAUCUCAUAAUUUAUCAACCUCAUAACCGAAGAACAUGCACGAAGAGAAUAAAAACCCCACCAAAAACCCAUUUCUCAUAUCUACAUUAAUUUGCAUUAGACAAGAUGGGAAAAUCAAAACCUUUGUGCUUGUUUUCGCUAUUGGCAUUUUCUCUUUUUGCUUCACUUUCCCAUUCUCUUCCCCUCUCAACCAACAAGAGAUGGAUAGUGAAUGAUGAGUCAGGGGAAAGGGUGAAGCUUCAUUGCAUAAAUUGGUCAACCCACCUCAAUGCAAUGUUACCAGAGGGUCUUGAUAAGAUACCAUUGAAUGUUUUUAUAGCUCAAAUGAAAGAACAUGGUUUCAAUUGUGUUCGUUACACGUGGGCCACACACAUGUUCACUCGCUAUGGUGACCACAAGGUUGGAGAAACCUUGGACUCUUUGAUGAUCCAUCGUGUGAGGUUAGGACUUAGAAAACACAACCCUUAUUAUGAGAAUAUCACACAUAUAGAAGCCUUUGAUGCUAUGAUUGAUCAGUUCGGGAAACAAGGUAUGAUGGUAGUGGCUGAUAACCAUGUUGGUGAACCUAGAUGGUGUUGUGGGGAGAAGGAUGGUAAUGCAUUCUUUGGAGAUCGGCACUUUAACCCCCAGGAAUGGCUACAAGGGCUUUCCAUUGUUGCCAAACGCGUCAAAGGAAAACCUCAGGUGGUGGCAAUAGGCUUGAGAAAUGAACUACGAGGUCCAAAUCAAAAUGCCAAUGAUUGGUACAAGUACAUGACCCAAGGAGCAACCACAGUUCACAAAGCAAAUCCAAAUCUUCUAGUGUUUGUUUCUGGCUUGAGCUACGACACUGACUUAAGCUUCUUGAAGACAAGGCCUCUUAACAUUGACAUAGGUAACAAAUUGGUGUACGAGGUGCAUUCAUAUUCAUGGUCAUCAGGGUCACGAGAGGCUUGGAUUGAAGAACCACUGAACCAAAAAUGUGCCAAAGUGCUCAACGGGUUGAAUGAAAAGGCAGGGUUUUUGAUGGAUGGCCCAAACCCAAGACCAUUGAUCAUGAGUGAAUUUGGCAUGCUAAUGAGCAACACAGAUGAGAAGAGCCACAGGUUCAUGUCUUGUGUUUUGGUCUAUCUUGCUGGCCUGGACUUGGAUUGGGCUAUGUGGGCUGCACAAGGUGGAUACUAUAUCAGAGAGAAUAACAAGACUGUGGAAGAGACUUUUGGUGUGUGGAAGUCUGAUUUUAGCACACUCAGAUACCCACAGUUUAAUCAAAGGUUUCAGCUUGUGCAGAAGAAGCUUUUAGAACCAAGUUCAAAUUCAAGCAAGUCCUUGAUAAUGUACCACCCACGAAGUGGGCAAUGUGUGAAAGUUAACGAGAACAAUGAACUUGAAUUGGACGAUUGUGAGGGGCAGAGUAGGUGGUGUCUAGAAGGACAACAAAUCAAACUGGAGGGCAAUGGCACCUGCAUAAAAGCAAUUGGUGAUGGAUCUCCAGUGAAGCUCUCAAAUGAUUGCAAGAGUAAGCAAAGUUCUUGGAAGUUUAAGUCAGCAACCAAUCUUCAUUUAAGUACCUUGGAUGGACAUGGUCAGAACUUGUGCUUGCAAAGGGAAUCCACCAUUUCACCUAAGAUUGUUACCAGGAAAUGCAUCUGUGUGGAUGAUGAUCCUACUUGUUUGGACAACCCUCAAAGCCAGUGGUUUCAGCUUGUUACAACUAAUGUGUAAUUAUAUGUACAUUGUAAUAUAUCUUACUUAUGAAAAAUAUAAUUAAUACUCUUCAAUAUCUGAAUAAAGUACUCUA